UACCGCCGAUCCCACCUCCGCUGCCCCCGAUCUCCGCCGCCUGCCGAGAUGGACGAUAGCUGCGCGGUGUGCGCCGACGCGCUUGAAUGGGUGGCCUACGGGCCAUGCGGCCACCGCGAGGUCUGCUCAACCUGCGUCGUCCGCCUCCGCUUCGUCCUCCAGGACACCCUCUGCUGCAUCUGCAAGACGGAUUGCCCCUCCGUAUUCGUCACCAAGGCAAUGGGAGAUUACACCAGGGUGAUCUCCGAUUUCUCUGUUUUGCCCACUGGGGCAGUUGAAGGAAAGGUGGGGGAGUACUGGUACCAUGAGGAUACAAAGGCAUACUGUGAUGAUGCUGAUCAGUAUAAUAUGAUAAGGGCCAUGUGCCGGCUUUCUUGUAGUGUAUGUGACAAUGCUGAGGAUCAGAUUGGUCAGGGACCGCAAGCAAAGCGCAGAAGCAGGUUCAGGAGCAUUGAUCAGCUUAAAGGACAUUUGUUCCAUCAGCACAGGUUAUAUAUGUGCAAUCUUUGCUUGGAGGGGAGAAAGGUAUUCAUCUGUGAGCAGAAGCUUUAUACAAGGGCACAGUUAGCUCAGCAUACAAAAACAGGUGACUCCGAGGUGGAUGGCUCUGAUGAGGUUGAACGCGCAGGUUUUACAGGACACCCAAGUUGUGAGUUUUGCAGAAAUGCGUUGUAUGGAGAUAAUGAGCUUUACACACAUAUGUUGAGAGAACACUAUUCGUGCCACAUAUGUCAAAAGCUGCAUCCUACACGGUAUGAUUACUUCCGGAACUACGAUGAUUUAGAGAUGCAUUUUCGUAAAGAUCAUUUCCUCUGUGAAGAUGAGGCAUGUCUGGCGAAGAAGUUCAUUGUCUUCCAGAGUGACACAGAGAUCAAGAGGCAUAAUGCUAUGGAGCAUGGUGGGCGAAUGUCUCGUUCUCAGAGAAAUGCUGCACUUCAGAUACCUACCAGUUUUAUAUACCAAAGAAAUGAGCAAGAUCAAAGGCGUGGCAGGGGUAGGGGUCGUAAUGCUUACCAUGGCAGACCUGACAGGGAUUUCUCAUUGUCUGUGCGGGAUGGCAGUACAACUGCAGACCAUGGCCUUGGAAGUCGAGUUGAUAGUAUUGCAGGGCCUUUGCAGUCAUUAAGUGUCAGUUCUAGUUCGGGGCGGACAGAAACUAGCCAAAGCUCAGCGAAUGGCCGUGUGCUUGAACAGUUGUCUUUUCCUCCUCUUCAAGACCAGGAUAUUCCUGAUGCUAGGAUGGACGCUUUUCCUGAUGAAACCUCGUUUCCUGCCCUUUCAGAGCAGCAAUCAAGGUAUGCGCUGGCUCUUAAUCAGAGCUCAAGGGGUUCCGCCAGGCUUGGUGAUGAAUCGUUAUUCCCUCCUUUGCCUGGGUCAAGUAACAAAGGUUCUGCUUCGACACAACAGGGGCUGCAAAGUCUUGCUAAGAACACACUUGCAUCAAGGCUUCAACAACGUAGUAAGGGCACUGUGAAGGUACUCAAUUCUGCUCGGCCUCGAACAGCUGAGAAUCCCGAAAUAGUACCUAAUGCUUCAAGUUCCACCCAGACCUGGCCUACACCUGAUCAGGGGCUAGUCCUCUCUGGUUCUCAAGUUCGGAUUGGAACUCAAUCAAUAAGAGAAAAUGGGGUCAUGCCACCUGCGUCCAGCGGCUCAGCAUGGAAUUCCGGAGGUCCAAACAAGAUGAAGCACUCUGUCUCUACUCCUAAUUUUGUUUCUGGUGGGCCCUCUGUCCAGCCAUCAUCAAGUACAGCUUAUGGCAAUAAAAACCAACUGCCACAACAAAGCAGCCAAACUUUGCCUGUUGUGGAGGAUGUUCGGCAAGCCAAUAAAUCCCUGGUUGAAAGAAUGCGUGCUGCUUUAGGAAUGGAUGAGGAUAGGUUCUCUGCGUUUAAAGAAAUUGCUAGUGAAUACCGUCAAGGCGUCAUUGAUACCUCAGAGUAUCUCUCGUAUGUGGAGCAAUUUGGUAUAUCACAUCUUGUUCCUGAAAUGGCUAGGUUGCUGCCUGACCCUCGGAAGCAGAAAGAACUUGCUGAUGCUUACUACACCAAUAUGCGCUUUAAAAGCUUCCAAGAAAAUGCCAGUGGUGAAACCAUUAUUACCUUGAAAGAGAACAAGCGUAAAAAUAAGGGGAAGGGAAAAACUCCUGAUACAGAAACAGUUCCUGCUAAGGAUGUAAGUGAAUUGCUAGCUGAUAGCUUUAUGGACACUGUAAGGAAGCUUCAGUCAGACAAGAUGGCUCAGGAAGGUGAGGCUGCGGUACUUUCAAAGGACGAUUAUCGAUCUUCCAAGGGAAGGAUCCCACUAGCUGGGGGGUCAUCAUCUGGUAAUAUGAGUCUAGACGGUGAUCCUGGUGCCAUUUCAAAGGUGUCUGGAGCCAGCAGAGAUGUGAGCAUGGGAGGAGGGAGCAGCAGCAGCAACAACAGUAAACAAUCGAAGAAGACGUCAAAGUUUCUCAGAGCUCGAUUAGGUGAUAAUUCUCUGGCUACGCUUGAUUUUAGUCGUCCUGAUAUGAGCCCCGAGCGACCAGAAAGGGAGUCACAAGGCCAACACACUGGUGUGCCUGUGCGAGGUGUUUGGAAGAAUGGUGCAGCACAGAAGCUGUUUUCUAGCAAUGGAAGGAAGUAAGUUAUUUUUGUGCAGAUGCUGUUUGAUGCAAGCUGGUUGACGGAGAAGUGCACAUUUUGUGAUCUGUGGUUAACUGCUUUGAGAAAACGUCUUCUGCGUAGAAGACCGUGGUGGUUGAAUUGAGUUCCGUUUUGUAAUGGUUUCUGCUGGUUCAAAACCUAGAAAGUAAGGAUGAAACUUGAAAUAGUCACUGCACAAUGCCAUGUUUGUGGUUAGUUAUACCUUGGUCGAAGCCAUUGGUAGGCGGUAUAUUACAUGAACUCUGCCAAUGAUUUUGUGACUUGCGUAACUUUGAUUUCACUUUCUUUUCAGGCUGCUUGACUUUUGUAGGCAGGUUCCUGUAUAUUUACUGUAUGUGGCAAGAAACUGCCACGUGACUCUGGAUUCAUACAAGCUCCAAAUGCAAUGCCUAUUUUAUUUUUCAUUUACUAAAUAA
Messenger RNA from Lolium rigidum, 3064 nucleotides. Its product is annotated as E3 ubiquitin-protein ligase ZNF598-like. The transcript is spliced from 7 exons. Lineage: Eukaryota; Viridiplantae; Streptophyta; Magnoliopsida; Poales; Poaceae. Gene Ontology annotation, biological process: protein ubiquitination; rescue of stalled cytosolic ribosome. The record is from RefSeq and is a predicted model, not a curated record. Gene Ontology annotation, molecular function: ubiquitin protein ligase activity; ribosome binding. Bases 49 to 2628 code for a protein of 859 amino acids.